Molecule: messenger RNA, 2179 nt
Organism: Pseudo-nitzschia multistriata
Lineage: Eukaryota; Bacillariophyta; Bacillariophyceae; Bacillariales; Bacillariaceae
Source: the annotation of a GenBank genome assembly
CAUUACUGAAACAACCAAGCCCUUUCCACAAAAAGCAAAGAACAAUACAAUACAAGAUGACCGAAAGCGAUAUCCUCGAACAGUCCUCCGGACUUAGCAACUACGCUCGGUAGGUUUUGGCCGGGUUUGGACGACUUGCACGACAACGAGUGCCCCUCCGUCGAAACGGAACGCCACACCUCUGACCUUUUCUCUCUCUCUCUCUCUCUCUUGCGUUCCGGCAUCGCCGCGCACAGGCCCCAGAUCGCGAUUCUGGAUUUCGGGUCUCAGUACUCGCACUUGAUUGCCCGCCGCGUCCGUGAGCUCAACGUGUACUGCGAAUUGUAUUCCUGCAAGGUUGCCGCCGAGGAACUCGGGAAGCACGAGCUGGUGGCGGUCAUCCUGAGCGGUGGGCCCUCGAGCGUCUACGACGAAGACGCCCCCCACGUCGCGGAGGGGGUCUGGAAACUCAUCGAGGAGCGAAACCUCCCCGUCCUCGGAAUUUGUUACGGAAUGCAGGAGCUGGCCCACGUCUUUGGGGGGGAGGUCCAGAAGGGAUUGAAGCACGAGUACGGGAAAUCGAUCGUCAAGCGGGUCGCCGGAUGCGAAUCCAAGAUCUUCGACGGCAUGCCGGAAGAGUUUCAGAUGUGGAUGUCCCACGGAGACAAGCUUACCAAGACACCGGUCGGUUUUGCUCCCGUUGGUAAGUGGCGAACGUCAUUUUGAUGCAGCACGGCACGGUGGGAUGCGAUGCAAUGCAAUGCAAUACAAUACAAAACAAUACAAUACAAUGCGAAAAGCGCAAAGGACGCGAACCACAACUAACCCACACAACCAUGCCGCCGAAUUCUUGUUGCAUCCCGUUUUGUCGCCGCGAACGAACCAAUUUCUCCGUACAUUCCACAAACCCGAACAAAUGCAACGGAUCCAACGCGCACGCACACACGCACACGCCGCAGCCGGAACGGACAACGCCGAGUUUGUCACCAUCGAGAACCUCGAGAAGCGCAUGUGGGGCCUCCAGUUCCACCCCGAGGUCACCCACUCCCCCCUGGGCAAGAGCAUCCUCGAGAACUUUUGCGUCAAGAUCGCCGGUGCCAAGCAGGACUGGGUGAUGGCGGACUACGCCAAGGAGUUCGUGAGGGAGGUCCGCCAGCAGGUCGGGGAGGGCCACGUGAUUGGUGCCGUGAGCGGCGGGGUCGACUCGACGGUCGCCGCCGUCCUCAUGACGCAGGCGAUCGGGGACCGCUUCCACGCCGUCAUGGUCGACAACGGGUGCCUCCGGAAGGACGAGGCCAAGAACUGCCUGGGGCGCAUGCGCGACGAGUGCCACGUGAACCUGAGGGUGGUGGACGCCUCGGACCGGUUCCUGGACAAGCUGGCGGGGGUGACCGAGCCGGAGAAAAAGCGCAAGAUCAUCGGGACGACCUUCAUCGAGAUUUUCCAGGAGGAGUCGGCCAAGAUCGAGGAGGAGAUGGGCGUGAAGUGCGAGUACCUCCUGCAGGGCACCCUGUACCCGGACGUGAUCGAGUCGAUCUCGUACAAGGGCCCGUCUGCCACGAUCAAGACCCACCACAACGUCGGCGGGCUGCCCGCCAGCAUGAGCCUGAAGCUGAUCGAGCCGAUGCGGGAGCUCUUCAAGGACGAGGUCCGCGAGCUCGGGAUGGCCAUGGGGAUCGACGAGAAGUCCGUCUGGAGGCACCCCUUCCCGGGCCCCGGCCUGGCCAUCCGCAUCCUGGGGGAGGUGACGAGGGAGCGCGUGAAGAUCCUCCAGGAGGCCGACGCGAUCGUGAUCGAGGAGCUCUACCGCUCGGGGCACUACCGCAAGAUCGGCCAGGCCUUUGUGGUCCUCCUCCCGUGCAAGACGGUGGGCGUGAUGGGGGACUCGCGCACCUACGAGAACGUUGCCAGCGUCCGGUGCGUCGAGACGACCGACUACAUGACGGCGGACUUUUACCACCUGCCCUACGACGUGAUGGGCACGAUGAGCAGCCGGGUCAUCAACGAGGUCCGGGGGAUCAACCGGCUCUGCUACGACAUUAGCUCCAAGCCCCCGGCGACGAUCGAGUGGGAAUAGGCGGCUUUGGCAGCGACCGAGCGAGUGAGCGAGCGAGCGAGAGCGGGUGCCCUUGCGUGCCGUGCCCGGUGUCUGCCCGCGGGUGCGGCGGGCACCCCGCGCGGCACAACUCAACACAACACA